This is a messenger RNA of Cyclopterus lumpus (lumpfish), 1817 nucleotides long. It is a transcript of the gene xpa, whose product is annotated as xeroderma pigmentosum, complementation group A. Gene Ontology annotation, cellular component: nucleotide-excision repair factor 1 complex. Lineage: Eukaryota; Metazoa; Chordata; Actinopteri; Perciformes; Cyclopteridae. The transcript is spliced from 5 exons. Gene Ontology annotation, biological process: UV-damage excision repair; nucleotide-excision repair, DNA damage recognition; base-excision repair. Gene Ontology annotation, molecular function: damaged DNA binding. Bases 118 to 942 code for a protein of 274 amino acids. The record is from RefSeq and is a predicted model, not a curated record.
CACCGUUAGUUUUGUAACAACAGACCGACAAGCUGCACUUUGCGUGGAACUAGUUCCGACUGUCCGGAGGGCCAUCUCUUUCAUUGCUAUGUGCUGACCGCCGUUUGAGAGAGCACCAUGGACCCAUCAGAGUCAGGGGGGCCGACAGCUGAUCUCGGCCCAGAACAGAGUGUCCAACCCGAGCUUUCUGCAGCGAUGCGGGCUAAAAUCGAGCGGAACCGGCAGCAGGCGUUGAUGCUCCGGCAGGCGCGACUCGCGCGCCGCCCGUUGUCCGCUGUGGAGGGGGCGACCUCGGCGAAAAUCUCCAAGACCAUCGACUCUGGUGCCGGCUUCUUCAUCGAGGAAGAGCAGGGCGGAGAGGAAGAGCAGAGGAACAGGAAGGUUGUGCAUCAGCCAGCCCCCGUCAUCGAGCCAGACUACCUGCUGUGCGAUGACUGUCAAAAACCUUUUAUGGACUCGUACCUCAGCAACAGCUUUGACCUGUCUGUCUGUGAUAAGUGCAGAGACAACGAGGAGAAGCACAAGCUGGUCUCCAGAACUGAGGCCAAGCAGCACUACCUGCUGAAGGACUGUGACCUGGACAAGAGGGAGCCUCCACUCAGGUUUAUACUGAAGAAAAACCCUCAUAACGCGACCUGGGGAGACAUGAAGCUUUACCUCAAAGUCCAGGUGGAGAAGAGGUGUAUGGAGGUGUGGGGUUCAGAGGAGGCCCUGGAGGAGGCCAAAGAGACGAGGGAAGAGAAUCGAGAGACGCAGAAACAAAAACGCUUCAACAAGAAGGUCAAAGAGCUGCGCAGGGCGGUGAGGAGCAGUAUGUGGACCAAAGACACCAGCGUUCACCAACAUCAGUACGGAGCAGAGGAAGUGGUGGAUCCAGACGAGGACCUCUACAAGAAAACCUGCACCAGCUGUGGACAUGAACUCACCUAUGAGAAGAUGUAGACGCUCGCUCACUAGCACACACACACCAACUGACUGGAGAAGAUAUUCGGUGCUUUUAUGGGGAAUCCACUUCUCUCUUCUUUUUGUAGCAUGCAGAGAUUCCCUCUAGCAAUGGGCAAAUCAAGGAAGGCACAAUAUUGACACUUGAACAUACCAUCUUGUGGUAAAGUGAGGCCUGAUUUUUUUGACUGGAAGAGAAAUGACCAGUAUGAUUACAACUUUGCUGCCGUUUAGAAAAAUGUGAUACUUGCAGAAGAGUCCUCGACGAUUUCGGUCACAUGAUACCGUGAUGUGUUCACUGUCAUGUAAAGUAUGUUAAACUUGACUUCUCAUCGCCUAUGUGGCCUUAUACAACUUGACAUAUUUCAUUGUGACUGAAUGCAAAGGCUUUGAUAAUAUAUGCAAUAACCACUGUUGGAGAACUUCCUCUCAAUUGUCUCACGAAAUUUCCAAAUUUAUAAUCGGAGACCUUCCUCAUUCAUCUACUCUUGAACAAAGAUCCAUAGACCUCAGUCUGGUCUGAAGUGGCUGGGACAAGGACUAUUUCUAUGAACUCAUGUCAGCUCUAAUGAGACAUGCUGUUAUUGUCCAGCUGUUCAUAUUAAUUCUACUAUUAGACUGAAAUUACCAGAUGUAUCAGUAAAAUCUUAAAAUCAAUUUGAACAGGCCAGGCAUUUAGUUGAAAUACCUUUAAAUUGGAAAUAACUCAAAAUCCAGAUUUCACUUCAGUCAAGUGAUUAAAGCUCCUACCUUGUGAUUGAGAUUAUUUUAUACCGCAGGAUGACAUCUACAUUUUACAGACAAUACCUUAACAUUGAAAAUGUUCAGACAUCAAACCAACCCACAGCCAUUUAAAUAUAAACUGUCUUACCUUG